UUAUGUCUGAAAAUGGCGGACAACACAACGUCUGUAGUGAAUGCCUACGUUUUUGAUUUUUUAAGUAAAAAGAAUAAAAAACUGGCAAUAUCUUUUCAAAAAGAAACUAAAGCUACACCUUUACCCAACGGUGCACCGACUAUAAAUGAAAUUUUAUUACAUUAUCUAAAAACAGGACCUAAGGCAAAGCAAAUAAAACAAAACGUAAAUGAAAGUGAUGAAGAAUCGAGUAGUGAAGAAGAAGCAGCAUCUAAACCUAAAUUAACAAAUGGUGUCGCACAGAAAAAGAUUUCAAAGAAAGCAGAUUCUAGUAGUGAAGACAGUUCUGAAGAUGAAAAACCUGCAGCUAAACCACAGCCAGUUAAACAAGCGCAAAAAAAAGAAAGCAGUUCAGACGAUUCAUCUGAAGAAGAAGUAAAGGCCCCAGUAAAGCCCAUUCUUAAACAGCAGACAAUUAAACCCCAGAAGAAAGAUAGCAGUAGUUCUGAAGAAUCAUCAGAAGAUGAGGCUCCUAAAAAAGUUCUACCUGUUAAACCUGUUCAGAAACCGAAUCUAAAGAAACAAGAGGAAAGCUCAGAUGACUCUUCUGAUGAUUCAGAUGACAAAAAGAAACCUGCAGCAAAAAUUACACCACAGAAGCCGGUUGUUAAAGUUCAGAAAAAACAAGAUAGUUCUGAUGAUAGUUCUUCUGAAGAAGAAGCUCCAAAAAAACCUGUACAAAAAGCUCCUGUGAAGCCACAACCAGUUGUUAAGCCACCUAUGAAGAAACAAGAUUCUAGUUCUGACUCUGAGGAAUCAUCUGAGGAAGAAGCACCCAAAAAACCUAUAGUUAAAACCCCACCAGUCAAACUUGCACAACCGAAAGCAGUUUCCAAAAAAGAAAGUAGUGAUGACAGUUCUUCUGAAGAAGAAGCACCUAAAAAAGCCACUCCUAAACCAACUCCGGUUGCCGCUAAAACAACUGCUGUCAAAAGAAAAGCAGAAAGUUCAGACGAUUCAGAUUCAUCUGAAGAUGAAAAACCUCCAUCUAAAAAACCUGCUCUUACUCCAGUAAAGAAGACCAUUGUUACUCCAAAAAAAGCUGAAGCGAGCAGUUCAGAAGAUAGUAGUGAUGAAGAGGAAGUCAAAAAAACAGUCGUAGCAAUUCCGAAAAAACCAGUUGCUAAAAAAGAUAGUUCUGAUGAUGAUUCAAGUGAAGAUGAAGCUCCACCCAAACCGGUAGCUAAACAAACUCCAGUAGCUAAGAAAGCUGCAAAAGCUGAAAGCAGUUCAGAAGAAUCUAGUGAAGAAGAAAAGAAACCUACACCAAAAUCCACUCCAAAAAAACCUGUCAGUAAAAAAAAAGAAAGCUCAUCAGAGGAAGAUAGUGAUGAUGAUGAAACACCAGCACCAAAAAAAUCAGCAACCUCCACUCCCGCUCCAAAAAAGGUAGCUGCAAACAAAGAAUCUUCAGAAGAAUCGUCAGAGGAAGAUGAGGAAGAAACUAAAUCUAAAAAAAAUGACCAGACUGAAACUGACGAUGUUGAAAUGACGAUUAAAAAGCCGAAAUACGACAACUUCGUGAAAGCAGGGCAGAAUAAUAGUUUCAAUGGAAAUGAUAGGGCGAGGAACACCCCAUUCCGUCGCGUCAAAGAUGAAGAAAUUCAAGUCGACCCCAGAUUAAUUGACAACUCCUUUGAAGCAAAGGUAAAAUGCAAAUCUCAUGGAAAGUACAACUGAGACGGCGGCAGGAGAAGGGGUUUUAAUAUUAAAAAUUAAUUAAAAAAAUUAAAUUGUAACUUAAAUGAGAUUUGCACGUUACCCUUUGUACUUCGCCCUUUCCGUUGUACUUACAUGUUUUUUUUUUUCUUUUCUUUUUCAUGUUGGCUGCUUCGUCAAACACCAAUAUUGUCUCUCUUUUUGAAUACCACAAAUUAGAAUUCGUUUGGCGGUAAUAGAGGUGGAAGGGGCGGAUUCCGCGGCGGUAGAGGUGGUGACCGCGGAGGUAGAGGUGGCGACCGCGGAGGUCGAGGUGGUAGAGGAGGCGACCGCGGAGGCAGAGGUGGUUUCAGAGGCGGUUUUAACCGAAACUCAGACGGAGGCGGUGAAAGGAAAAGUUGGGGCGACAAUAACCGAGGCGGCGGAGGAUUUAGAGGCGGUCGCGGUGGUAACAGGGAUAGCGGAGGAUUCGGCGGUCGAGGGGGAUUUAACAAAUCAUUCGGCGGUAGCGAUAGGGGCGGCGGUAGGGGAGGUUUCGGUAACAAAUCGUUCAAUCAGAGAGACAGUUUUGGAUCGAAACCGGCGGAAAACAAGAAAAUUACUUUUGACGAUUAGAUGGAUUAGUUUGUAUUAAUUUAUAAUGCAAGAGGAUCCUGGGGCGAGAGGGCAAACACCGACUUAAAGCAUACUAGGGGAAAAUCUUUUAGACACGAGAAAACAAAGAAGAAAAGAGGAUCCUAUCGCGGAGGCACCAUCGAUACAUCAAUUAAUUCCAUUAAAUUUGAAUAAAUGUAAUUACUUUUAAUUAUUUUUUAUACUAUAUCUGAUAAGUCUGUAAAACUUUUUAAUGUCCAAUUUGAAAAUUGUGUCGUUUUAUACAUCUGAACGCCAGAACACGUAUGUAAGUAUUUUUGAAAAUGUUUUCAAAAUCAAUUAUUAUAUUACAUAUUUACUUAUGGUGCCUUUUAUAAUCAUUAUUAUAUUGUUUGAAAAGGUCUAUUUAGACGUUGGCGUAGAUUUUAGUUAAUAUUACUGUGAUUUCUAUGUGGACCUAUUUUUUUUAUUAACUGCAUCGGUAAAUAUUCUGCCAUUGACUUUUUUUCUGUUACAUCAUUGGAUAUUUUGAAAAAAAAAAAAACAAACUGAUGUGGAUAACUAAAUAUAUUGUUUUAUUUUUAAACUAAAUAAAGCAUGUAUAAUAAAUUAGUUUUACUUAUAAGUCUCUUGAGAGGAAUGUUAAAAAGAAUUUUUAUUACUAUUGCUUGAAUAAAAACCCAAAAUAAAUUAUAUUUAAUUAUAAUGUUAUCGUUACAAGCUAUUAUAUCAGACUGACUUUAUUUUAUUAAAAUGUUACUAUGAGAAAAAAUUAGAGUCAGCAAUUCACACACACUUCACAUAGAUUCAGUAACACUGCCGGCAACCCGAUACCGUUUUCCUGUAAAAGGUAUAUGGGGCCAUCGAUCGUAACUCGGGGAACACGGAGCGGUCUGCGAGCAUAAAGCUUCAACUGGUGCAAUCUGUUUCUCACAGUUUGGCUGAUCACAACAUGAUGUGUGCGGUACAACUGAUUUGCUAACUGACCUGCUGUGACAGUUUGAUCAGGACAGAUACUUUAGGGUGCUGUUUCCCUUUCGUCUCUAUCUUGAGCAGUUUAGGCACUAUUCAAGUUCAAAACUUCAAACGCGAAUAUCUCGGAAACGGUAAGAGAUAGAGCAAAAUGACCCAGGGGGCAACGGGACGCAGAUAUUUUUUUCUUAACCAUCCUCCCGAGUCCUACCGCUUGCCAAGUCCUCACUUGCUGCAUAUGCGCGUACCUAUCUUUGAUUUGAUUGGAAAUUGUACAUAUUUCUUAUUAUUGUCGUACCAGUUAAAAAUAGGUUAUGUUAUAAAUGCAGAAAGAUGAUACUAUAAUAAUAUGCAUUCAAGAAAAUAUAAAUAAAUAGGAAUAGUUACAAGUAUAAAUACAAAGUUUAAUAAUUAUUUAAAUAAAAUACCUAGUAUAAAUACAGAAUAAAUUAGACAAUGAUAACUUACUGAUGCAUUAUAAUGCCUGUGUGCAAGCUAGUUUAUGUUUCGAUUUAGAAUGAUAUAGAAAUAAAUAAAUAAUAAAACAAAAUAAAAGUAUCGUCGUUUAUUACUUUUGUAAGCAAG
Messenger RNA from Psylliodes chrysocephalus, 3849 nucleotides. Lineage: Eukaryota; Metazoa; Arthropoda; Insecta; Coleoptera; Chrysomelidae. The record is from the annotation of a GenBank genome assembly.